AUGGGCUUUUCAUUUUAUCUGCUCCUCCUAUUUGUUGACUUGGCUUUAUGUUCCUCAUGGCUUCAAGGACAAACGCUUCCCCAUAUGACUUCAGAUGUCAAUGAAGUCUCAGGCAAGUCCUUCGAUUACAUUGUCGUUGGAGGAGGCACCGCUGGCUGUCCCCUAGCUGCAACCCUCUCUGAGAAAUUCUCAGUGCUCUUGGUGGAACGAGGUAGCUCACCAUAUGGAAAUCCGUUGGUGUUGGAAACAAAGAACUAUGGGCUCUCAUUGCUUCAAACUGAUGAAUAUACAUCAGUUGCACAGAGCUUUAUCUCCAAUGACGGUGUUCCCAAUCUCAGAGGAAGAGUUCUAGGAGGAUCAUCUGCUAUAAAUGGUGGGUUUUAUAGUAGAGCAAGUGAGGAUUUUGUCCAAAAAGUUGGGUGGGAUAAGGAGGCGGUAAUGGGUGCUUAUCAAUGGGUGGAAUCGAGAAUUGUCUUUAAACCUGAAUUGACCCCAUGGCAGUAUGUUGCUGAGUUUAGCUUUCUUGAAGCAGGAAUUUUCCCAUAUAAUGGUUUUAGUUUGGAGCAUAUUGAGGGAACAAAGGUUGGUGGGAGUGUAUUUGAUGAAUGGGGACGAAGACACACCUCAGCUGAUCUUCUAGAGGCAGGGAAUCCAAACAACAUCACAGUUCUUUUAAAUGCAACUGUGAAGAAUGUCAUCUUUCGUGAAAAAGGUAACAGAAAUGAGACAAUAGCUAGAGGCAUAAGAUUCAUCAAGAGCGACGGCAAUUCGAGCCAAACUUACAAUGCUUACCUCAACCAGCCAGAGAACUCAUGUUCAUGGGGUGAUGUGAUACUAGCAGCAGGGGCCUUAGGCAGCCCUCAGAUUUUAUUGUUAAGUGGCAUUGGCCCUCAGAAACAUCUAAAGAAGUUCAAUAUCCAACUAGCAGCCGACUUAAAAGGGGUUGGAAAAGGAAUGAAAGACAAUCCUGGCAUUGCACUCUUAGCUGACUCUAAGCCUAAAAAUUUCACACCAGAACCUCCAAAAGUUGUCGGCAUAGCAGAUCACUUCAAAAUCAUAAUUGAGGCAGGAAUUUUACCUAUUAGCCUCAAUGCAACAGUAAUGCCAAUUGCUGCCAAACUUGCGUUUCCAGAAUCAGAAGGAAAGCUAGAACUGAACAGCACAGACCCCAGAGAAAACCCAUCAGUGACUUUUAACUAUCUAGCAAAGGAAAAGGAUUGGGCAAGAUGUGUAAAGCUAGGGCAGUUGCUUGAGCGAGUUGUAAGGUCUGAAUCAAUUGCUUUCUUCCUGGGGUUGGAACGCAAAAAUGAGUUGAUGUCCACUGAAGACGAGCUAAGAAAAUUGUGCAAGAAGAAUGUGAGGACCUUCUACCACUAUCAUGGUGGUUGCUCUGUGGGGUCAGUUGUUGACAAAGAUUACAGGGUAUAUGGUGUGAAAGGAUUAAGAGUAGUUGAUGGAUCAACCUUCCUGGAAUCACCAGGCACAAAUCCAAUGGCCACCCUGUUGAUGCUUGGAAGGUACCAAGGGAUCAAGAUUCUUGAAGAUAGAAAUUAA
Molecule: messenger RNA, 1554 nt
Organism: Prunus armeniaca (apricot)
Lineage: Eukaryota; Viridiplantae; Streptophyta; Magnoliopsida; Rosales; Rosaceae
Source: the annotation of a GenBank genome assembly